UUUUCCCCUUAUUACUUAUUUCACGAAAAGGAGAAUAAAACGGAGCACUUUUUGUUGCUCUUUCAAACACGUGGAUUUUAAAACCAUUAGUUCAAUGGAUAAUUCAAUUUCAAUUGUAAAUAAAUUACACCUCUUGACCAAGUUUAUAGAGGCCGGCCAAUUUGACGAGUCAGACCGUAAGUCGCGCAAAUAUAUUGGUCUGAUGAUCAAAGAUUUGGCGGACUGCGUUUUGAAAUCCGUGGCCACAACACCGACACCGACGACUCCGAUCAACAGCGCCACAUACACCAACCCGUCGCUAAUUGGAGCUCCACUUCCGCCUCCGCCGCCGUACCCUGGUCCUCAUGCACUGGUGACGUCCAACAUUUUGUUGCGUACCGCCAGUCCCCGCCAGACCGUACCCCCGCCACCGGACAACGACGAGCAAGGACUCAUCGGAUUUGGACUCCGGACCCACGAUGAGAACGGUGCAACCGUUAUAUCUGAGAACAACCAUAAUAUGUUUGGGAGGAGCAGACGUCAGUGCAGGAAUUGCGGCUUGAUAAUUCCACUUGGGCAUUCCAGCAGAUCCAUCAAACGAGUUGCCGAAUAAGUUUAUUGAACAAUUAAAACAAUAAUAAUAACAAUAAAUCUAAAUCACACACGACAAAAACAAAAUCGAACGUUUGUUUACUACUUCUUCGCGGGUAUUUUCCGAUAUUGAUAUCGAUAUCGAUGGUGUAUCGAUAAUGGUUCGAAAAACAAUGCAUAUCAAUACACCAACGCCAAUUCAACUUGCCAAAAUGUUUAUGCCUAAUAA
Molecule: messenger RNA, 799 nt
Organism: Drosophila simulans
Lineage: Eukaryota; Metazoa; Arthropoda; Insecta; Diptera; Drosophilidae
Exons: 2
Coding region: 95-592 (165 amino acids)
Source: RefSeq, a predicted model, not a curated record